This is a messenger RNA of Dictyostelium discoideum AX4, 609 nucleotides long. It is a transcript of the gene rab1A, whose product is annotated as Rab GTPase. Gene Ontology annotation, molecular function: GTPase activity; GTP binding. The transcript has 3 exons. Gene Ontology annotation, cellular component: plasma membrane. NCBI's taxonomy places the organism in Eukaryota, Evosea, Eumycetozoa, Dictyosteliales, Dictyosteliaceae. The record is from RefSeq and is a predicted model, not a curated record. Bases 1 to 609 code for a protein of 202 amino acids.
AUGAACCCAGAUUAUCAUUAUUUAUUUAAAUUACUUUUAAUCGGUGAUAGUGGUGUAGGUAAAUCAUGUCUUUUACUUAGAUUUGCUGAUGACACUUAUUCAGAAAGUUUCAUCUCAACAAUUGGUGUCGAUUUCAAGAUUAGAACUAUCGAAUUAAAUGGUAAAACCAUUAAAUUACAAAUUUGGGAUACUGCAGGACAAGAAAGAUUUAGAACAAUUACAUCAUCAUAUUAUCGUGGUGCCCAUGGUAUCAUUGUUGUUUAUGAUGUAACUGAUAAAUUAACAUUUGAAAACGUUAGACAAUGGUUACAAGAAAUUGAUAGAUUUGCAUGCGAAAAUGUAAAUAAACUUUUAGUUGGAAACAAGAGUGAUCUUGUCGCUAAAAAAGUUGUAGAUUUCAAUACCGCCAAAGCUUUUGCCGACUCUCUUCAAAUUCCUUUCCUCGAAACCUCUGCAAAACAAUCAACAAACGUAGAACAAGCAUUUAUGACAAUGGCCACUGAAAUUAAAAAUAGAUUAACAGCUUCUCAACCAACUCAAACCGUUGAUAAAAAUAAGGUUGUACCAGGUUCCUCUGCUCCAAUCUCUCCAAAAUCUGGUUGUUGUUAA